AUGUUGACCAUAUCAAUGAUCUGUAUAGUCGGUGUUGUGGCAGCGAAUUCGGAAUGUAUUUGGGCGGUUGGUCGACUGAUCUGUAAUAAGGAUCAGAAACGAGUUCUGAACGCUGUGGUUGAGGUAUGGGACAAGGAUGGACCCCAAAAUGAAGCUGGUUUAUGCAAAAUAACACUAUUCAUAAUCUUUUAUAUGGAGUGUUGCAUCGCUGACGCAAUGGAGAUUCACGUUAUCGAUGUCAUUGACCCGGAUGAUAAAGCCGGCCUAACGGUGGUUGAUGCAGAGGAUGGAAUGUUCAAAGUGGAAGGUUGUGCAGCGGAUAUUGAUUGGCUUGGGCCAAUCCACUUGAAUAGACCGGAGUUCUACUUCAAAAUCCGACACAAAUGUAACUCGGACGAGAUAGAGGAAGUGACCGUAUACCCUCCGCAGAUGAAGGUGUUCGCACCAAAUACAAUGGACUAUUUCGUCGAAAAUCCGAUUGUUCUGGAUAGGUCUUGA
Necator americanus (New World hookworm) is the source of this 498-nucleotide messenger RNA. RefSeq lists its product as uncharacterized. The record is from RefSeq and is a predicted model, not a curated record. Gene Ontology annotation, cellular component: cell surface. The transcript has 5 exons. Lineage: Eukaryota; Metazoa; Nematoda; Chromadorea; Rhabditida; Ancylostomatidae. Bases 1 to 498 code for a protein of 165 amino acids.